CCAUCCUUCGUCGAGCCGGCAGAUCACGCCAUCGUGGAAGCGGGAUCGCCAAGACGGCUGUGCUUCUUCACAUUCCGAUAGCCAGCUUGAUUACUUCCAGAGCUGGUCUCACUAUAGUCCUCAAUGGGUACAGUGCAAGUCUCCUGACCUGAGUAAAGCCAGGCUGCAGGCAAGUGACAAUCAGCAGAAUUGCUGGCUAAGGAUGAAGUCAUUGAGCCCCGAUUCAUACUUCACAACCCAUGGGAGAAGCGGAGGCAGCUUGGGGAAGACGACCUUGGACAAAAACCUGCUAGGCAAACGCAAGCUGGAUGAAACGUCGAGGGAGAGGAAAGCUAAGAGUGAUCUUGUUGCAGUGGCUGCCGAGGCCGCUGCUGGUGUAGAUCAUGGGUUCUUGGAGGAGGCUGGAGGUGUUGUUCAAGGUGUCGAGGAUAACAACGUGGAGAACGUGGAGGACAAAAGGAAGGAGAGGCAAGGGUUGGAAGGGGAAGAGGAGGAGGGGAGGGACAAGGAGAAUGAAGUGGUGACACGACCUCCAGGAACCCACUAUGAUUUCAAGCCGCCAAGCAGUCCUCUUACCAGGGGUGGAUUUGCACUUUGUGUAGGGGUUCAGAACCCUCAUAAGCACCAAUCGAGUGGUGACCAGAACGGUGGAGGUAACCUUACUGCCCUGGCAGCUUGCACUGGGCCUGGAUCUGGACCUGUGUGCAGUUCUGUACCAGGCUCCGGCUGUGGUCCUGUGUCAGGUCCUGCCUCUGAUCCUCUCUCUGGACCAGGCCUUGUCUUUGGUCCUGGCUCUGGCUAUGGGGGGAAACAGCUCCAAAAAGGGCUAGUAGGUUGUGUCUGGAACGAGUCAUCGGGAGAGUUCAAUUUGGCGACACCCAAGCGCGGACAAGAAGAGGAGAGGGUAAGGCCACUGUCUAAGACCCCUCAAAUGAGGUCUAGGAGCUCAAGCUUGAAGAUUGUCGAUGACUCUGACUACUCCAUUGGCUCUUCUCCCAUCAGCGCACUGUUUGGAAAGCCUGUGGAGAGCAGCAUGCUCCUUGCUGGUGCCCCUUCACAAUCACUGCUGAAACUUGAAGUGGGAAGGAAUAGCAGCAGCUUUCAGGAGGCAAGCAUGCCGCAGGCUGACGCAGAGAAAACAAUGGCUGCGGAUGGUAGUGGGGGUUCUUACGCGGGCUUGAUGAACGAGCCCACCAACGGUCAUCAUCCUGCUAGUCAGUCAAGCGAAGACUGCAGCCACCUGCACCCUUGCAGCACCCUCUCCUGUCCAUCUGGUGGGGCAGGCAUUCAACCAGGGACCAACGCACUGAUGAUGACAACGAGUGGUGCCCAUUCUGCCAAGAAGGAACUGCUGGUGGAAGCAAAGUCCGCGGUAAGAUGGAAGAGGAGGUUAAGCUUUGGUCAGCGCUACAGUCCGAGGGAGGGGAGCAAGUCAUCGCUUGGAGAAAGCAAUCGUCUUUCUCCUGUGUUCACGUUCAUCCACAGGGACGACUUGCUGUCAGCAGCCUCCAUGAUAGCGCCACAGACCCCAAAUGGCAGUCUAGUAGCCGGGCAGAGUGUCUCUGCAACCCCCAAGGGGGGAUCGGGAUCGCCUUCCUUCGAACUGCUGAAAUACCCUCAAGGUGCAUCCAGAACACCCGCAACUCCCAACUCAAGGCCUGGGAACUCCUCAUUAGUAAGGUCUUCCCCAUCAAGCUUCACUAGUUCAUUGUCCCCGAGCCCCCGGGACAGCAGCAGACUCGAUACGCCACUUUCAUGGACUUCGGCAACCGAUAAACACAUCGAUCAUUGCAAACAACACAGAAACUUUGAAAAGCCAAUCUCAUCUCCUACCCAGCUCAGAGAGUUGAUAGGCGGUGACGGUAUCCGAGGGCACUUUGCUGAGUCCUCCUCCCAGGCACAGUCUGCCUCUACCUCCACAUGUACAUCUCCAAGCCCAUUUACGCCAGAUCACAAGACUGGUAUGAGGGAACGUUGGAUGGAAAAUUGGAAUAAACGGACAGUGAUGGAAGCUGGAAAAGAAAACCAGAUCCUCAGCUCAAACAUUGCCUGCAGCAUUGUAGUCCCCACGACACCUUUGGAGGCAUCAACGGAGGAAGCUGGGAAGGUGACGACACAGCUGGUCAAGGAAGACUUAGCAGACGUUGUGGUCCCCACCACACCUCUGGACCCAAGGGGUCAUUUGACAGGGCACAGAGCGUCCAGGACAAGUCGAUGGAUAUCGGAUGAGCGAGAAGAUGAAAUGAUGCCAUGCGUGGUGGACCUUGAUAACCAGGCUGAGGGAGCAAGAUCAAUACUGCAUGGGAGAGAGGAAGUGAUGGUAAAUUGUGUGGGACGUAAAGGGUCUGCUAGACAAGGAUCAGUGUCGCACACAAUAGAACUUGAGAUUGGACAGAACGGCGGCCUUCCUAAGGACUUUUCCUUGGGGGCAAGAUCACUGUUACAUGAGAGAGAUUCUGCAGAAGAAGAGAUGGCAGAUCCUGGGGUCGAUGACGACUCAAAGAGAUCACGAUGUGGGUCGCAGCAGAGAGAAGCAGAUAUGGUGACGAAUCUUGGCAUGUACUCUGACUCUGAGGGCGGAGAAAGAUCACAGGUGUCGCAAAAGAGGAAUGAGGCUACAUCGGAGUGCUCUUGCAUUCAACUUAACAAGGGACUUGCCUGUCCAUCUAUCUUCCCUAGCAUGACUUCAUCUCAGAGUCUGUUCUCAGAGAAGGAAGGUGCACCACAGAACCCAUCGUGCACUCAUGAACCCCUUCAGGCCCCAGUUAAACACCACUCCCCCCAUGUGGAUUGGCAACAGACACCCCCCUUUUCCAAACCGCCGACAGUAGACUUUCUGGAGGCUGCAGGCGUAUCAUGCUGCGGCUAUCAUAGUAAUGGUGGGAGGGGGGUGUUUUCAGAAGAUAGCAUGGCUCGAAUGGUGGAUCAUGGGGCAACUCAGUGUGAGAUACUGUCAUCGCCUUGCAUCGCUGUUCAGGAUGUAGCAGUGCAGCCCUGGGAUGAUGCCGAGAGUCAGUUUUUGUUCUCAAGCCGCAUUCCAUACAAGCAACAGCUGGUUCAUCCAUUACACCUCCAAGGUUACAUGAUAAGUGACUGCGACGGAAUACAAAAACUUGUCCACGCAGCGAGCAGAAGGCCACGAGUUUGCCGGAACAAUGACUACAAUGGACACAGAAAUUGUUGGCCCAGCAAGCAGAAGGUCGCGAGUUCGAUUCUCGGAGGGACAACGACACAACUGUCCACCCGGCAAGCAGAACAUUGCGAGUUUUUUGAUUCUCGAAAGUGGACAAUGGCUACAAAGGAUGCCAAAAUCUGAUCCAUUGUGCAGACAUCCAAUCCAAGACCAUGCCAACGACCAUGACAUGGUGCCAGCCGUGGAAACCUGCAGGGCCUCACAAAUGUUAAGUGUUGGUGUCAAUAGCUAUUAAUUUCCCCAGCCUCAUGCCCGAGCGGGACACACAUAUGCCUGUUGAUAAGCAGAUCGUCAGCUCUAAUCCUGCUGGAUAGGAUAGAUAAUGCUAGGGCCAUUUCCCCUUGAACCAAUUUCAAACCACCAGGAUUAGCCCCCUCCUUCAGAACUCCUGGGAGUAUACAAGGAGUCCUUGCUUUCUAUGUACCGGUCAUGCAGAGAGACUGGUUCGAUUUGUUUGGACGCAAAUGAUUUGGAUGCAAAUGAUUUCAGGUCGGUGGACUGGCGCUUUGAAAAAAAAAAACAAGUUGCAAGGGGCUUGACUUUCAUCCCAGAAUAGGUUAUUGGGUAGGGGUCCGCCGGGCAAGCACAAGCUUGUCAUCCCAGUGGAGCAUAGGAUGCGACUCCGGGUUUCAGCUGACUCUGACACAGACUGACAGGAAUCAAAAUGAUUACUCAUU
Molecule: messenger RNA, 3870 nt
Organism: Chara braunii
Lineage: Eukaryota; Viridiplantae; Streptophyta; Charophyceae; Charales; Characeae
Source: the annotation of a GenBank genome assembly